This is a messenger RNA of Micropterus salmoides (largemouth bass), 5031 nucleotides long. RefSeq lists its product as uncharacterized. The transcript is spliced from 2 exons. Gene Ontology annotation, biological process: regulation of transcription by RNA polymerase II. Gene Ontology annotation, molecular function: DNA-binding transcription factor activity, RNA polymerase II-specific; RNA polymerase II cis-regulatory region sequence-specific DNA binding. NCBI's taxonomy places the organism in Eukaryota, Metazoa, Chordata, Actinopteri, Centrarchiformes, Centrarchidae. The coding region runs from base 285 to 1034 and encodes 249 amino acids. The record is from RefSeq and is a predicted model, not a curated record.
GGCUCAGACACAAUGAACCGUCAGACGGUUAGGGGCACGCAUGUUGGGCCGGAGGUAUUGGCACGGUUUUAGCAUUCUAUUAUUCUCAAUUGUGCCUUUUUUGUAUUGAUUUGAGUCUUUUUCAAACUGCUGAUACACUGUAUGGCGGUAACACGGCUCGGCUGGAAACGGUUGGUUUGUCGAGUUUGAUGAAAACGAGGUCGGGAUCAGACAACCGUUAGCCCCUCCUGGCGGAUUUUUUUUUUCUUUUUUUUUCCUCAGCCAGCUAAACGAGACAGAUAACAAUGUCGUUGACUGCCUCGUCUGAUUAUUUCGCUGCCGAGUGUUUGGUAUCGAUAUCCAGCGGGCCUGUCCUGCACAGACCCACCCCGGUCGCCCCCACCAGCCAGCCGGCCACGGUGGGCCUGCUCCCCGGGGAGCCCGACGGGUCGAGCGAGGAUAGGGAAGUGCGGGAGACGCUGAGGCUUGAGGGGGCGAACAUGAUGGCGGUGGCCGGUAUCCUCACCGACCUACACGGUAAAUUCCGCCCCAUGUCGGCUUACUCGGAGAGCAGCAACUCCUCGUGUGGUGGGGAGAGCGGUUACACCACGUUGUCCGACCCGACCACCCCUACCAUGACCCCAUCCGCCACCCCGAUCCCCGGACAGCAACAGCAGCUGAGGGGGGGAGGAGGAGGAGGCGUGGGGGCCCCGCGCUCCCCGGUGAAGCGACACCAGUGCACUUUUGACGGAUGCGACAGAGUUUACGGGAAAUCGUCCCACCUGAAGGCACACAUCCGGACACACACAGGAGAGAGGCCCUUCCCGUGCACCUGGCCUGACUGUGAGAAGAAGUUUGCCCGCUCUGAUGAGCUCGCCCGCCACACCCGUACCCACACAGGGGAAAAACGCUUCCUGUGCCCACUGUGCGAUAAGCGCUUCAUGCGCAGCGACCACCUGAUCAAGCACGCCCGCCGUCAUCCGGACUUCCAGCCUUCCAUGUUGGGGCGCAGCAAGGGUGCAUCCUCCUCUUCCAGCCCAGCCAUGCACCAUUAGGAUGGUUCGGGUCGGGGGAUUCCCGGCAGGAGCACCGAAGGUCACAGUGGUUUCAAGUUAACCAGCUACAAUCAGAUCCACUGAUUAGGAUUUAGCAUUGCUGUGUUGCACUCAAAACAUGUGCACAUGACACCAACAUACACAAGCCAAUACACACACACACACAGAGCUGGGUGUGAGGGGGCCUCAUCUCUGCAUCCACACAGAUGAGUCAUGUGACCACUAUCCACCUGCUCAACAUAACUAGGGUUGGGUAUUGAGAAUGUUCCAAAUCUAUAAGAACUGAGGAUUCGUUAAGAAAUGUGCUUUUCGAUUCCACUUAUCGUUUCCUGAAAGCAAAGUUUGGACCUACUGCUCUUCAUUUACAUUGCUGCUUACACGCGUAUCAAAGCACGUGUAUAAUGUGUACAGUAUGAGGGACUCAAGCUAGCUUUCCAAAGUGUGGCUAUGCUUCGCUACAGACUGUAGUGAUACAGUGAAAUGUAUUCACUGCAUGAAUAUGAAAACAUGCGAGGGAAAGUCCCAUCAAACAUAACACAUUUGGCACAGAAUGGAAUAAAAAUGCAGAGUUUUUGAUGUCCUGUAUCAUCGCGUAGUGAAAUUGGUUAAUCCACGCAGUUAAAUACUGGACAAAUCAAGGUACUUCAUCACAUUGAUGAAAAAAAAAUCUGUAAAACCAGUUGUGCCAUAAAGCAAUCCUGCUCACUGAUUUGCAGCAUGGCACACCAGAGAAUAUUUAUAUUUGUCUUACUUUUUUCACCAAAAACAACAGAAAAUACUUCAUUUUCAUAUAUACGUCAUUUAUUACAUGUUUAUGGCAGCCUAAACCGUAUGAAAAUAAACAUGUUUUUGCUUUCAGUAUACUUUGUUUUCUCUCUCACUCAGGAUUCGAUUGGAAUGGGAAUCAUUAAGCAGAUUUGAAUCGAUUAAAUAAACCCAACCCUUAAAAAAAUAACCUUAUUUUCUCAAACUGAAACACUUUCACAAAAGCAGGGAUUUUUCAUGUUUUCUGUAAUAAUCUGCACAUUCAUCAGCCAAAACUCCACUGUUUUCUUGUGGUUAAUUUGUAGAUUGUUGUGCUUUUCACCAUAAUUUUUUUUUUUUUACCAUGAGUAGCACAAUAUUGUGACGUUAGGUAACAAGGCAAUGACUAGAAGUCUUUUAGCUUGCUUUUUUUUUAGCUUUGCUGAUUUCAUGUAAAAGUUUUAGUGGUGACACAUUCCUUAAUUUUUAUUGCAUUAGAUCAAAUCAAAUAUUAAUUUUGCCAGAAAGUGGAUCAAACACUGUUAAGGGGCUGUUUGCACGCCAUCUAGAUGAGUUACCCAUGAAAUGCUAACAUAAUACACAGUAGUGUUAUGUCUAAAGCUGAUGCAAAUGUAUAUAAGCUUUAAGCUUUUAAUAUAGAAAACUGGUAAUGCUACUAGCAGCAGAAUUAAUACAUGUGAUGAAUUGUAGUCCUUAUAUUAGGGGUAACAUUAUACACUUGAUAGGAUGGCAUUGCCUGUGAGUGUUUGUGUGUAUGCGUUUUUAUUUACAUUUUUGUGUGUAUGCUUUGGUAUAAAAAUAUUUGGGGGGUGAGGCGGUGACACAAGAUGAGCUUGACUUUCAGCCUGCUCCCUUCAAGGUAAAAGCGUUCAGGUCUUUCUUUACACGGUUUGAGUUUGUUGUAACUAUUUUGUAUGGGAAUCAAAAUUAGUAUAAAAAGUUACAUUAACAUGGUCCAUUUUGAAAAACUAAUACCAGUAAACCUUUAUUGAGGAGGACAUUUUGACUUGUCAGAGCAGCAAAAGCACAUAUGCAACUAAUACAGUUAGUGAUGGCUCUAUUCUGCGUAGGUGUGUCAUUGAACCAGCAUGCACAAUACAUGGGGGGUGCCACUUGUAAAUGGAAUGCAGCCAUUAAUAAUGUUCUUAGUUACACCUGUGUUUGACAAGUUGAACAUUUUUAACAUGUUGGGAAAAUAAAUUUAAAAAAUGAGGAUUUGUUUAGAACAUGUAAAGUAAAAACUGGCACCUGAAUAUUCCUAUAUGCCAAAAUGUUCACUCAUCCUAUGGCUUGAAUUUCAGGACUAAUCACUCAAUUAACAAUCACGUUUAACGGAAUCAAGCUAACCUCAAGUAAUUUAGAUAUUUAAAAUCUAUUGGAGUACAUGCAGUGUUCAGUUCUGACUUAUAGAGAGGUUAAAUCUAUUCAUUUUCUUGUUUUGUUUUUUUUUCUGUUUCCACACUGUUUGUCCAGCUCAUGGAAAUAUUCCUUUAUCUCAGAGAACAACACUUCUUCAGGAAAUUCUGAAAGCCUUAAACUAUGUCAUAACUACUUUGCACCAUGUUUACAGUUGGAUCAUUGUAUAGGUUUAUAUGCCCUCUUGUGGGCUCAUUACACAUACUCAUUAUGCAAUAUGGCACUUUUUUCUUACAGGUGUAUUUGGCUGAAUAGUGUAAUGGCUUGCACUGUUACUAUGCCUCUAAAAGCAGGCACUGUGGAACUUUGCUGGUGUGUUGAUAACCAAUGGUUUAACUGCCUUUUUUUCCAAGUGCUUUAGAUCGUGUGAUAAAAAAAAAACUGGGUAGUUGUUAUUUUUAUUUAUUUUCCUUUUUUUCCCUUUUUAGUGUUUGCUUAGUCAUCCAGGCCAUCUCUUUUUGUUUUUUAUUUCCCUCUUAAUGGAACACGCUUCAUUUGUGUUUCCAGAUGUGUUGACUUUGUCUCCUCCACACUAAGAUCAAAGAGAAAGUCUGCACAUGUCUUCCUCAUUCAUCUCUUGCAAAACCAUCUACAUGUACCUUUUCACUGUUUAUCUCAUUUGAGUGGGAGCUGUACUCGUUGAAACGAAUGCAACGCUUUGAAAUUUUGUACACAUUUCUUUAGAGGUUCCAUCUGUCGACAGCUCUGGGUUGCUGCUGGCAGUGACCUUGAACGCAUGGACUGUUUAACGAAGGAACACACACAAUAUACUUGUUUGUUUUUUACGUCUUCAAAUGGACAUAAUCCCUCUCAUCUCCUCUCACAGAUGGGAGUGUCUACUCACACAGACUCUGUCCGGGUCUCAAAGCUAUAAUAUCACAAUAAGAACAUACCUCACUGAUUGUGUUUGCCGUGUCUGUACAAAAUCCAUCCAACCUGUGUUUCAGAAAUUCCUAUAAAGCCACUGAGCCUUGGGUUUCAGAAAUGUGUUUUUAUCAGCUCAAUGGUCUAUUGUGUACCCAUUUCCUUAUCUUGUCUUUAUAUGCAACAUCACUACUACCUGUGUAGCAGCAGAAUAUCCUUUUCCCUGCCUCAAUGAACUUCUGUUGUUAAUUGAUAGUAGCAAAUUAAUCUACUGGAUAAAUCCUGCAGCCCCUGUCUUUAAAGUCCAGCUGGAGUUUUAAUCACCAAGGGAAAGACUCACUGCAGGUUGUAAAAGAAAAUACCUGUAGACUGUCACUUCACUGCAGAUUUCAAUUGAAAAAGCUCAAUCCAGAUGCAUUUGUUCAUAUCACUGAAUGUGGCUUGAUGACAGACGGCCAUUAUCUACCUUGGAUUUCAUUUUUGCUGCGCUGCCUCGCUGAGAAAGAAAAAGCGCUAAUUUCUCUUGUCACCACACUAAUUCAAAUAUGCACAUUGUACAGAAACGGAUGUUUUUUAAACUGAUGCCUAAUUUUUACAUUAAUGUAAUUUUUAAAAGAAAAUCCUCUUAUCAAAGCUUUAGUUAUGGGAAAUAGGAGGAACCGUGGAACUAAAUAAUUGCUGCGACAAGCUGUUUUGAUAUUUAUAUUCUCAGGUGUCUAAAAUUUUGAGCAUUUGCAUUUCAAUAUUUCCUGUUCAACACCUAAGUACAAGCAUGAUUUAUUUCUUUUGCUAUGCUGAUUAAUUUAUUCCAAAAAUGUAUAAUGUGUGGUUUAAUUAUACUUUUCAUAACUCAUUUUGUGAUAUGGAACAGUACUAAUAUUAAAUGGUUCCAUCGUUUGCUUGACAUGAGAAUACCAGUGCUUUUUUUAAAAAUAAAAAUCCUUAAGUUUGA